UAUUACUAUGCUAUACUACUAUUAAAAGCGAAUGGAUUGUUACCUUAAGAAUUGGAAACGUCAAAAUCCACACUUUCACAGCAUCCGAGAUAGUUUCAGAUUCUCCAUACGUACUUGACCUGUUAAUUCCGAACCAACCUGCUUUAAUAUCAGUGUUGAGUUGGCUCCACUUUACACUUCCACUUCAAGCUUCAGAAAGAACAAGCUGCAAAAUCAGACACAGCUUUUGUGUAUUUACUCAACUUUCAUAAAUAUUAAAGGUCAACAAGUCUUGCAGUUGAAGAUGGACUUUACGUGCUGCUGAACUGAACAGUAUUUGUCAAUCUUGUUCAUUCUUGGAGGGGGCUUUGGCUUUGCAUUCCAAAACACAAAUGGAAAACAUGCAUUGGCCACAGCAUAUACAUUUAGUGGUACUAUUUUUCUUGGGAAUGGUUCUAAUACCUUCCUCGUGUCAAAGUGAUGCAACUACAACUGUGUACAUUGUUACUCUGAGACAAGCUCCUGCUUCUCACUAUCAUCAACAUGAGUUGAUCACAGUGGGCAACAACUCUAGACAUGGUUCAUCUGGGAGAAGAAGAACUAGAGUUCACAAACCAAGACAUCAGAAUGUUACAAAGCCAGAUAGGAAACGUGGUUCAUACUUUUCCCGAGUUCACGACUCGUUGUUGAAUAAAGUGUUUAAUGGGGAGAAAUAUCUGAAGCUCUAUAGCUACCAUUAUUUGAUUAAUGGAUUUGCUGUGCUGGUUACCCAACAACAGGCAGAAAAACUGUCAAGGAGAAGAGAAGUGUCCAAUGUGGUUUUGGAUUUUUCUGUGAGGACUGCAACCACACACACUCCACAAUUUUUGGGUCUGCCACAGGGAGCUUGGUCGCAAGCAGGUGGGUUUGAAACUGCUGGAGAAGGAAUCACCAUUGGGUUUGUUGACACUGGCAUUGAUCCUACACAUCCUAGUUUUGCUGACGAUAAAUCUGAACAUCCAUUCCCCGUUCCUGCUCAUUUCUCUGGCAUCUGCGAGGUUACUCCGGAUUUUCCGUCCCGUUCUUGCAAUAGGAAGCUUGUUGGGGCUAGACAUUUUGCUGCUUCUGCUAUAACCAGAGGAAUAUUUAACUCAUCUCAGGACUAUGCUUCUCCCUUUGAUGGCGAUGGCCACGGCACGCAUACAGCUUCUGUUGCAGCUGGAAACCAUGGAAUUCCAGUGGUCGUUGCUGGGCAAUUUUUUGGAAAUGCUAGUGGGAUGGCUCCUCAUUCACACAUUGCCAUUUACAAGGCACUAUACAAGAGAUUUGGAGGAUUUGCAGCGGAUGUUGUUGCAGCUAUUGACCAGGCAGCUCAGGAUAGGGUUGACAUAAUAUGCUUGUCAAUCACUCCUAAUAGGCGUCCUUCUGGUAUUGCAACUUUCUUCAAUCCAAUAGAUAUGGCAUUGCUAUCAGCUGCGAAAGCUGGUAUUUUUGUAGUGCAAGCUGCUGGCAAUACUGGACCAUCACCUAUGAGCAUGUCCUCCUUCAGUCCAUGGAUCUUUACUGUUGGUGCCACCUCUCAUGAUCGAGUUUAUAUCAACUCCCUAUGUCUUGGAAAUAAUGUGACUAUACCUGGUGUUGGACUUGCACCUGGCACAUACGAGAACACAUUGUUUAAAUUGAUUCAUGCAAGACAUGCUUUGAACAAAAACACAACAGUUACUGAUGAUAUGUAUAUUGGUGAGUGUCAAGAUUCAAGUAAGUUCAGUCAGGAUUUGGUCCAGGGCAACCUCCUGAUCUGUAGCUAUUCAGUCCAAUUUGUGCUUGGGCUCUCCACCAUUCAGCAGGCCUUAGAAACAGCCAUGAAUCUUAGUGCAGUUGGUGUUGUUUUCUCCAUGGAUCCUUUUGUGACUUCUUUUCAGCUUAACCCAGUUCCAAUGAAAAUGCCUGGCAUAAUAAUUCCAUCUGCAAAUGAUUCCAAGAUAUUACUGCAAUACUACAAUUCUUCACUGCAAAUAGAUGGGGAUUCAAAUAAAAUUGUUAAAUUUGGGGCUGUUGCUAGUAUUGGUGGUGGAUUAGAAGCGAACUGCAAUAAUGAGGCCCCAAUGGUUGUGUAUUACUCUGCCAGAGGACCAGAUCCAGAGGACAGUCUUCCUCAUGAAGCUGACAUUAUGAAACCCAAUUUGGUAGCUCCUGGAAAUUUUAUAUGGGCUGCUUGGAGUUCUGUUGCCACUGAUUCUGUUGAAUUUCUAGGUGAGAAUUUUGCAAUGAUGUCUGGCACAAGCAUGGCUGCACCUCAUGUUGCUGGUCUUGCUGCACUAGUUAAGCAAAAGUUUCCCAACUUUAGUCCUGCAGCCAUUGGAUCUGCACUUUCCACUACAGCUUCUCUGUAUGACAACAAUAGGAGGCCGAUAAUGGCUCAGCGAUCCUAUCCCUCCAUAGACCUUAACCUAUCUCCAGCAACUCCCUUUGACAUGGGAAGUGGUUUUGUGAAUGCAACUGCAGCAUUAAAUCCAGGAUUGCUUUUUGAUUCUGGUUAUGAUGAUUACAUGUCAUUCCUAUGUGGUAUCAACGGUUCAACUCCUACAGUGCUAAACUACACUGGUCAAAAUUGCUGGACUUAUAAUUCAACACUAUAUGGCCCUGAUCUGAACUUGCCCUCAAUCACAAUAGCAAGGUUGAACCAAUCUAGAGUAGUACAAAGAACAAUCCAAAACAUUGCUGGAAAUGAAACUUACAAUGUUGGUUGGAGUGCUCCAUAUGGAACUUCUAUGAAAGUGUUUCCUAAUCACUUCUCUCUUGCCAGUGGGGAGAGACUAGUCUUGUCUGUGAUCUUCAAUGCAACCAGCAACAGUUCUGCUGCCAGCUAUGGGAGAAUUGGGCUGUAUGGUAAUCAAGGUCAUGUUGUCAACAUUCCUGUGGCAGUCAUUUUUAAAAUCUUAUAACCAGCUAAUUAACAAGGUUAGUGUCUUUAAUUUCUUCUUCAGUAAUUCAUUUUGAUUUUGCUUUGUUUUCUUAAGCUAGUCUUUGUUUUAUUGGCAAUGUAUUAAGCUAUUUUUUCAUUCGUUAUAAUUAAUAGUGUAAAGCUACUUAUUAGGUCGUAUAGUCUGGUUGCAUACCGGACACAAAUGUAUAAUAAUAAAUUGUGCUACACUACUUAUUAGGUCGUGUAGUCUGGUUGCAUACCAGACACAAAUAUGUGAGAUGGGUUAUUUUUGUCCGGUAUGCACUUAAACGACACCCAAUCCAAGUUGUUAACAAGGACACUGCAAGUGAUUAGUGAUAAUUCUGAAUUCUUA
This is a messenger RNA of Glycine soja, 3257 nucleotides long. RefSeq names its product subtilisin-like protease SBT2.2. The transcript is spliced from 10 exons. Gene Ontology annotation, molecular function: serine-type endopeptidase activity. Gene Ontology annotation, biological process: proteolysis. The coding region runs from base 372 to 2903 and encodes 843 amino acids. Lineage: Eukaryota; Viridiplantae; Streptophyta; Magnoliopsida; Fabales; Fabaceae. The record is from RefSeq and is a predicted model, not a curated record.